CAAUCCAUACCUAACCCUUUUAAUAUUAUUACCAGAUUUGCAUUGCAACCUCUUAAGCAUGUGUUCUCUCUCUUGCUCGCUCGCUCUCUUUUUGCAAAAACUGGUGCCAGAGCUGGGGGCUGUCCUGCCGUACAGUUGUAUUCUCUCUGUGUGCUUGCUGAGUGGGAGGGUCACACCGUGUGAGACUAAUAAGGACAGAGCUGCGUCCCCUUCUCCCACUCUUUAGAGACUCCAGCAACUCCUCGGCAACUACAGCAGCUUUGUACAGGCAUUUGCUGCGCUUCUGGGGAGGGGGAACUUAAUCAAAGAUUUCUGGUCAUUUGUUCACAUGUGUUCAAGAGGAGAUGAAGGCAAUUGGAUCUUGCAUAAUUUGGCUUGGGUUGGCCAUCCUUCUUCCAGUCUCUCAUUCUAUAGCAGUCACUGAUAAAACAGCUACUGCAUGCCCAGUAUUGAAAACAGAAGGACAUCAAUUUAGCUACCAAGAAAACCUUGAUGUUUCAGGUUUUGAUUUAACCCAAAGCUUUUCUUUGAGGCAGACUUCAUGUGGAGUUGGAAAGCCUUGUUUUAAGUUGGGGAAUGCACCUCUUAUCAGAGACUCUCAGAAAGUGUUUCCAAAUGGGAUUCCAGAGGAGUAUUUCUUAACAGCCACAUUCCGUGUUAGGCGAAACAGCAAAAGAGAACGGUGGUAUUUGUUGCAAAUUUUAGAUCAGCACAACAUGCCACAGGUUUACAUCACCAUUGAUGGUACGAAAAAAAUUGUAGAGUACAUUGCACAGUCCGCCCAGGGGGGCUCAUUGCACUACACCUUUAGAAGUCGGGAAAUCCACCCUGUUUUUGAUCGGCAAUGGCACAAGCUUGGCAUCAGCGUGCAAUCAAGGAUCAUUUCUCUCUAUGUGGACUGCAGCUUAAUUGAGCAAAGGGAGAUUGAUGAGAAUACUACUACGGACUUUCAAGGGAAGAUUCUUAUUGCUACCCAUUCUUUAGAUGGCAAGCCUGUAGAUAUUGAAGUUGGCCGCAUGAUAAUAUACUGCAAUCCCAGUCUUGCUGCUCAGGAGACUUGCUGUGAAUUAUCUGAGAAUAUGUGCCCUUUGGAAGAAAGCUUGAAAACUACUGCAGCAUCACCAUCAACUGUUCAUGUGGGUGAAAUACAUGCACUUCCAAUAAUGGAAAAAAAACCUGAAGAAAAAUGCUUUUGUUCUUCAAAUAAGGGAGAAGCAGGUGUGCCAGGAGUACCUGGUUUGCCAGGACAGAAAGGAGAAAAGGGUGAAGAAGGAGCUAAAGGAGAAAAUGGCACCCCUGGUUUUCCCGGUGAGAAGGGAGAAGAUGGUCUGAUUGGUGUUCCUGGUGCUCCUGGUGGUUUUGGUGAAAAGGGUGAACAUGGCUUGAAGGGUGACAAAGGUGAAGUUGGAGAAAAGGGUGAAAAAGGAGAUAGCGGAGAGCAAGGAACAGAUGGAACACCUGGAAGAGAUGGUUUGAAAGGUGAUCCUGGUGAUCCUGGAAUGGCUGGUAUAAAGGGAGAAAAGGGAGAUAUGGGACCUCCAGGACCAGCUGCCCUUAGUGGUGUGCCAGGAAUAGAAGGUCCUCAGGGGCCACCUGGGAAAGAAGGCCAGAGGGGACGACGAGGAAAGCCAGGACUCCCUGGAAAGGCAGGGCCACCAGGACCGCCUGGUCCUCCAGGUGCGUUAGCACUUCAAGAUUCCUUUAAAGGGCCAUUUUACCAGAGUUAUCAAGAAAAAAUGGGCUUGAAAGGAGCAAAAGGUGAAAAGGGAGAGCCUUCGGAGAAAGGAGAAAAGGGCGAUCCAGGUGCAUCAGGGGAACCUGGCCCUUCUGGACCCAUUGGAAUUCCAGGACCACAGGGCUUAACGGGAGAACAUGGAGUACCUGGAAGACCAGGGAUUAAAGGAGAAAAGGGGGACUCUGGUGGAAUCAUAGGCCCCCCAGGGCCUCCAGGUUCUAAAGGUGACACAGGACCUCCAGGAUCAAGCCUUCCAGGAAAACCAGGACCAGCAGGCAUUCCUGGAGCAGUUGGUCCACGGGGGCCUAAGGGUGAAAGAGGGCUGCCUGGAGUUCAAGGGCCUCCUGGCGAGAUGGGUCCAGCAGGAAAUGGAACCCAAGGUCCUCCUGGUCUUAAGGGGCCUCCUGGGGCACCGGGCUUCCAGGGCUCAAGAGGACCUCCUGGAUUACCAGGUACUCCAGGAACACCAGGGAUCGAUGGUAUUCCAGGACGUGAUGGAAAGCCAGGACUCCCAGGGCCUCCAGGUGACCCAGUUGCUCUUCCUCUUCUUGGAGAUAUGGGUGCUUUAUUGAAGGGUGAUCCUGGUCCAAGAGGUCCCCCAGGAAUCCCAGGUAGAGAAGGGCCUAAGGGAAACAAAGGUGAACGUGGAUUUCCUGGGCUGCCUGGAGAAAAAGGUGAUGAGGGUCUUCAAGGUAUUCCAGGACUUCCUGGUGUAGCAGGGCCUUCUGGACCUUCAGGGGCUGUCGGAAGACCUGGACACCCAGGCUCACCAGGGACAAAAGGUGAAAAGGGAAACGAGGGUAUUCCUGGAAAACCUGGACCUCCCGGACCACCUGGUGUGCCGUACAAUGAAGGAAAUGGCAUGAGCAGCCUAUAUAAACUACAGGGGGGUGCCAACGUUCCCACAUACGCUGGUCCACCUGGGGCGCCUGGCCCAAAAGGUGACACCGGAGCAGUGGGAGAACCGGGUCCAAUGGGACUGCCAGGAUUAGAGGGACUUCCUGGAGAAAAGGGAGACCGCGGACCAGCAGGUCCUCCAGGAGUUCCAGGAGUACCUGGAAAGCAUGGUGCUCCAGGACCACCAGGGAUCCCUGGUGAACCAGGUGAAAGGGGCCCUGUUGGAGAUAUUGGCUUUCCUGGACCAGAAGGGCCAGCUGGAAUACCAGGCAUAAAUGGAAAGGAUGGAUUACCUGGCCCUCAGGGUUUAUUGGGUAAGCCUGGUGACAGAGGUCCCAAAGGAGAACGAGGGGAUCAAGGCAUACCAGGAGACAGGGGCCUGCAGGGCGAAAGAGGAAAGCCAGGAGAGAAAGGGUCUGUAGGGCCCAUGGGCCCCUCAGGGAACAAAGGGAAUCCCGGAUCGCCAGGGCAUAAGGGCCCUCCAGGUUCACCAGGUGUCCCAGGCUUACCGGCUGACUCAGUUUCAUUUGACGAAAUGAAAAAAUAUAUCAGACAAGAGGUCCUUAGAGUUUUUGAAGAGAGGAUGGCUCAGUUUGUAUCUCAGCUCAAAUUGCCCGCUGCCAUGCUUGCUUCCCAAACUCAUGGGAAACCAGGUCUUCCAGGAAAAGAUGGGCUACCUGGGCCACCCGGAGAACCUGGACCUCCAGGCUACAGAGGACAGAAAGGUGAAAGAGGUGAGCCUGGAAUUGGCCUGCCAGGUGAUCCUGGUCCACCUGGCCCUUCAGUCAUUGGUAUGCCGGGACCACCUGGAGCUCCAGGAGGACCAGGUCCACAUGGCCCACCUGGGCCAUCAGGAAGAUGCAACCCAGCAGAUUGCUAUUACCACGUCUCUCAAACUCAACCACGAACAACUGGCAAAUGAAAAUCUUCUCUGGAAGUACUUUGAUUCCUGGUUUACCACUUCCUUGCUUCCCUCCUGCCCUCCUACCUAAUUUAAGCUUUAAAAUACUUGGUACCUUUUUUUGGUCUAUAUACAUGAUAUUGUGUGUAGGCAUUUUACAGAGCAUCUCAAUGGAACAAUGUUUAUUUUCCAGUUAAGCCAAUGCCGAGAUGUUGUUUUCUUGAGUUCAUUCCAUGUGUUUAUAAUUUUAAGCUAGUUUUCUAUAGCAAAAUGCAAUUUUCUUGCAUUCUGAUGGCCUGUUGACCUCUUAAUGGUUUUUAACCUUAAUACUUGCAAAACAAAAUGUACUGUCAUAUAUCUUCUUUAGCUUUUGCUGGCUACCAUAUCUUGAUGGCUUGGAGUUCAUACAUAACACCAAAAGCUCUGCUUGCAAAACUGCAUCCAGAGUGUUGAAGCUUUCGUGAAUCCUUGAGCAACUCUUUGAGAAAUCAGCUGAUAUUUUUUCAUGCUCCUUCUGCCCUUGUGCAGUAUUGUAGACUUUGCAAGAAAUUUAUUAAAUUUCUGGAAGCACUUUUCACAUAGGAAACUUUUUAAGAAAAUGAGCUGUUGAGCCUCUCUCCCAUUAAUUGUGACACAGGGGGUGAGAGUGUGGUUAAUGCAAGACAGAGCCUGGAAGUCGCACAUUGGUCUCAGUGGAGCUUACUUCCUGGCAAAUGUACUUGCUGGCUUCAUAUUAUUGAAGGCUUAAUUAUGGAAGGCUAACUUAGUUACUGAGUAGAUUGUUGAUAAUGGCUCCUUCGUAUUGUUCACUUGGCUUUGCUCUAGUCCUUUGCACUUCUCUUGCAAGGCAAGUCUCCCUGACCAAUUAUAGCCUCUGUGCUACAGGUGCUUCCCAACCUUCAGAAACUUUUUGAGGGGCACAAGAGUUGCAUUGUAGUAGUAGGGAUAAUCCAUUAUCAGGGGUCCUGCCUUUGUGCAAGUGGAAGUGCUUCCAUUAGGGCAAAGCCUUAAUAAGAUACCACCUUAUAGAAUUGUGUUCUUAUGCUUAAGCUAGUCAUGUUUAUAUGUCAGGGGGCUUCUGCCUUACUUUAAUAUACCAAGGCCUUUAUCUCAGGUGAAGUUCUGACAACAAUACAUUGAGAAGUUUGUGUAAAUAUGUUCAGAUAGAAGAGGAUGGUGUAGCUUGAACUAGUACCCAUGUAUUUCAUGAAUGAUGUCUGCCUUUGCAUUGAUUAAUUUCGGACUCUAGUAAUGGUCCAAUGUUAGCAUUUUUGCUAGAGUGAGUUUCAAAGUUCAACAACAUUCAUGCAGGCUAGGCUAGCCUGUAGUAUUAAACAACCGUUCUGUUUGAAAUAUUCA
This is a messenger RNA of Podarcis raffonei (Aeolian wall lizard), 4892 nucleotides long. It is a transcript of the gene COL19A1, whose product is annotated as collagen type XIX alpha 1 chain. The coding region runs from base 345 to 3554 and encodes 1069 amino acids. The record is from RefSeq and is a predicted model, not a curated record. Lineage: Eukaryota; Metazoa; Chordata; Lepidosauria; Squamata; Lacertidae. The transcript is spliced from 48 exons.